Cornus florida is the source of this 1367-nucleotide messenger RNA. RefSeq lists its product as uncharacterized. The coding region runs from base 132 to 896 and encodes 254 amino acids. The record is from RefSeq and is a predicted model, not a curated record. NCBI's taxonomy places the organism in Eukaryota, Viridiplantae, Streptophyta, Magnoliopsida, Cornales, Cornaceae. The transcript has 6 exons.
UUGCAAGCGGCAGUCUGUGACGGCACAGUCCCCGAAACGUACGAGAGCCGAGAAUCCAGAGAGGGGCUUCCCAUACUACUCCACUGACGACCCGGCGCACAUUAGAUGCCACCCUCAACUCCGUCAAGCCAAUGAUCUCUAUCACUCUCAGUAGUCUCUCUUCAUCCUCUGCAGCUCCACUCUCAUUCAACCCUCCUCCCCUCUCAAAUUUCAAAUCUAACUUUGCAUCUCAUCGCAGGCAAAAGUCCAACCAGCGAAGGGCUAGGAAUGGGGUCUGUAGGGCGGAGCUGUCUCACGACGCGCCUUUGGCCGCCGCAAUCGGCGGUUGCAUUCUUAACUCCCUUGUCUUUCCGAUCACUCCGGCUCCGGACGAUGAUGAUGGUGACGCGGUGAUCGAUUCCACCGAUGCGAGGUUCGCAGUUAUGGGGAUCAUAAGCUUCAUUCCUUACUUCAAUUGGUUGAGUUGGGUAUUUGCGUGGUUGGAUACUGGGAAGCGGCGAUAUGCUGUUUAUGCAAUUGUGUACUUGGCUCCCUACCUGAGGUCGAAUCUAUCGCUGUCACCAGAGGAGAGCUGGCUGCCUAUUGCUAGUAUUAUCCUCUGCUUUAUUCACAUUCAGCUGGAAGCAAGUAUUAGAAAUGGAGAUCUACAGGGCUUUCAACUUUUUGGUGAGGCUGCAAAGCAUCUUUCAUCGGUUACUAGAAAGAAAGAUAGUCAUCUAAAGAACCAACAAAGAAUUUCUAAAGAGGAGAGAAUGAAAGAACAAAUGAACCUUCCUUCCAGUGAUGAACAAUCUAGAAAUGAGAUUCAGGGGUGGGGAACUCCUCCAAAACCUUUAAAGGAACGCGAACCCUUGAAUGAAGAUGAAGAUGAAGAUGAAGAUGAAGAUGCCAAAUGAGGAAAGGAGACACUAUUUAGAUUUUCAAAUGAAGGUUCUGCUGCAAUAUUGGGGCUAAUUUGGCCAGACAUGACAUGACAUGUGAAUCAUUAAUAAGAGACUUUUAAACUUGAGCAACAAAACCAUAAAACCAAGCUAGAUUGGUUGAUACUGGGUGAGGAAGGUCUUGCAUUGAUAUAGCUGAGGUUCACUUCAGGCUUGAACCAUGAAAACACAUCAUGGUAACCAAAAUGUUAGGGGUAGCUCAAAUGUGAUGAAACACGUUGCUGUUUGUUUUGUAUUUGCUUGUUUCUCAAUUUGAUGCUGAAAUUGAUUGUGCUGCAUCAUUGCCUUUUUGAGUUGGGCCUAUAAAUUCUGUGAUGUCUGAAAUAUGAGUAGAUGAUUUAAGUCCCUCAUUUGGUUGUUGCAGUCGAAGGUCAGAAUUUUGUUAUAUUAACGAAAUGAACUUCCAUUCUUAUUUUUAAUUGAAAA